This is a messenger RNA of Salvelinus namaycush (lake trout), 3567 nucleotides long. RefSeq names its product plasma membrane calcium-transporting ATPase 3-like. Gene Ontology annotation, molecular function: ATP hydrolysis activity; P-type calcium transporter activity; PDZ domain binding. Gene Ontology annotation, cellular component: intracellular membrane-bounded organelle; membrane. Bases 43 to 3567 code for a protein of 1174 amino acids. Gene Ontology annotation, biological process: calcium ion transmembrane transport; regulation of cytosolic calcium ion concentration. The transcript has 20 exons. Lineage: Eukaryota; Metazoa; Chordata; Actinopteri; Salmoniformes; Salmonidae. The record is from RefSeq and is a predicted model, not a curated record.
GCAGGGGACUUUGGGGCCACCCUGGAGGACCUGCGGGACCUUAUGGAGCUGAGAGGUGCAGAGGCCAUUCAGAAGAUCCAGGAGAACUACACGGACACAGAGGGCCUCUGUCAGAGACUGAAGACCUCCCCAGCCGAUGGCCUAUCGGACAACCCGUCAGACCUAGAGAAGCGUGGUCAGGUGUUUGGCCAGAACUUUAUCCCUCCUAAGAAGGCCAAGUCGUUCCUGGAGCUGGUCUGGGAGGCCCUACAGGAUGUAACUCUUAUCAUCCUAGAGAUAGCUGCCAUCAUCUCCCUCGCACUGUCCUUCUACCAACCGCCUGGAGAGGAGAGCGAAGCGUGUGGGAAUGUGGCAUCCGGUGCAGAGGACGAGGGCGAGGCGGAGGCUGGCUGGAUUGAGGGCGCGGCCAUCUUGCUGUCUGUCGUCUGCGUAGUGCUGGUGACGGCCUUUAACGACUGGAGCAAGGAGAAGCAGUUCCGGGGGCUGCAGAGCCGCAUUGAGCAGGAGCAGCGAUUUGCCGUGGUGCGGAAUGGCACCGUCAUCCAGAUCCCUGUUGCUGAAAUGGUGGUUGGGGAUGUGGCCCAAAUCAAAUACGGUGAUCUCCUGCCUGCUGAUGGGAUACUGAUACAGGGCAACGACCUGAAGAUCGAUGAGAGCUCGCUGACCGGAGAGUCUGACCAUGUAAAAAAGUCUGUUGACAAGGACCCCAUGUUGCUGUCUGGAACUCAUGUGAUGGAAGGCUCAGGAAAGAUGCUUGUUACUGCUGUGGGGAUCAACUCUCAAACUGGAAUCAUCUUCACUCUACUGGGGGCUGGAGAGGGGGAGGGGGAGGAUGAGAAGAAAGACAAGAAAGCCAAGAAACAGGAUGAGGCUGUUGCCAUGGAGAUGCAGCCCCUGAAGAGCGCUGAAGGUGGGGAGGUGGAAGCGGAGAAGAAAAAGGGCAACGUGCCUAAAAAAGAGAAGUCUGUGCUCCAGGGCAAACUCACUAAACUGGCCGUGCAGAUCGGGAAGGCAGGUCUGGUCAUGUCAGCCAUCACAGUGAUCAUCCUGGUGAUGUACUUUGUGAUUGAGACCUUUGUGGUGCAGGGCCGGGAGUGGCUCACUGAGUGUACCCCCGUCUAUGUGCAGUACUUUGUCAAGUUCUUCAUCAUCGGCGUCACAGUGCUGGUGGUGGCUGUGCCUGAGGGGCUGCCACUGGCUGUUACUAUAUCACUGGCCUACUCUGUCAAGAAAAUGAUGAAGGACAAUAACUUGGUGCGCCACCUGGAUGCCUGUGAGACCAUGGGCAAUGCCACGGCCAUCUGCUCCGACAAGACAGGCACCCUCACUACCAACCGAAUGACCGUGGUGCAGGCCUACGCGGGCGACCAGCACUUCCACAAGGUCCCACACCCUGACCAGAUGAAUCCUAAAGUGCUGGACACGCUCGUCAACGCCAUAGCUGUCAACAGCGCCUACACCUCCAAGAUUAUGCCCCCGGAUAAGGAGGGAGGCCUACCCAAGCAGGUGGGCAACAAGACAGAGUGUGCCCUACUUGGCUUCAUCCUGGACCUGAAGAGGGACUAUGCCCCUGUGAGGGAACAGAUCCCUGAGGAGAAGCUCUACAAGGUCUACACCUUCAACUCUGUGCGCAAGUCCAUGAGCACGGUGGUGCAGCUGCCUGAUGGAUCCUUCCGCCUCUACAGCAAGGGGGCCUCUGAGAUCCUGCUCAAGAAAUGCUCCUCUAUCAUGGCUGGUGGUGGCGAUCCACGGGGUUUCCGCCCGCGGGACAGGGACGAGAUGGUGAAGAAGGUGAUCGAGCCCAUGGCCUGCGACGGCCUGCGCACCAUCUGCGUGGCCUACAAGGACCUGCCGGCCAGCCCUGAGCCUGACUGGGAGGACGAGGCUGGCAUCGUCAGUGACCUCAUCUGUAUCACAGUGGUGGGCAUCGAGGACCCUGUCCGCCCAGAGGUCCCAGAUGCUAUCAAGAAAUGCCAGCGGGCAGGUAUCACUGUGCGUAUGGUGACAGGUGACAACAUCAACACAGCGCGCGCCAUCGCUGCCAAGUGUGGCAUCAUCCAGCCUGGGGAUGACUUCCUGUGUAUAGACGGGAAGGAAUUCAACCGACGAAUCAGAAAUGAGAAAGGAGAGGUUGAGCAGGAGCGCAUUGAUAAGGUUUGGCCCAAACUAAGAGUUCUGGCUAGGUCCUCACCUACAGACAAACAUACACUGGUCAAAGGCAUCAUAGACAGCACCGUACUGGAGCAGCGGCAGGUAGUGGCAGUGACAGGGGACGGGACAAACGACGGACCUGCCCUGAAGAAGGCCGAUGUUGGCUUUGCCAUGGGCAUCGCUGGUACUGACGUAGCCAAGGAAGCCUCUGACAUCAUCCUGACUGAUGACAACUUCUCUAGCAUUGUGAAGGCAGUCAUGUGGGGCCGCAACGUCUAUGACAGCAUCUCCAAGUUCCUCCAGUUCCAGCUCACUGUCAACGUGGUGGCUGUCAUCGUGGCCUUCACCGGCGCCUGUAUCACACAGGACUCUCCCCUGAAGGCUGUCCAGAUGUUAUGGGUGAACCUGAUCAUGGACACCUUUGCCUCCCUGGCCCUAGCCACUGAGCCGCCCACUGAGUCCCUGCUCCUGAGGAAGCCUUAUGGCCGCAACAACCCCCUCAUCUCCCGGACCAUGAUGAAGAACAUCCUGGGCCAUGCCAUCUACCAGCUCACCAUUAUCUUCACCCUGCUGUUUGCAGGAGAGAAGAUCUUCAACAUUGAUAGUGGACGCAAUGCCCCUCUGCACUCUCCUCCCUCCGAGCACUACACUAUCAUCUUCAACACCUUUGUGCUCAUGCAACUGUUCAACGAGAUCAAUGCCCGUAAGAUCCACGGUGAAAGGAACGUUUUUGACGGCAUAUUCCACAACCCUAUUUUCUGCAGUAUUGUGCUGGGGACUUUUUUAAUGCAGUUUGUGAUUGUGCAGUUUGGGGGGAAACCUUUCAGCUGCACACCACUCAAUGUGGAGCAGUGGCUGUGGUGUCUGCUCGUGGGAGUAGGAGAGCUGCUGUGGGGACAGCUCAUCACCACGGUACCCACCAGCCGCCUGCCCUGUCUGAAGGAGGCGGGUCAUGCGCUCGGUAAGGAGGAGAUGAUUGAUGAUGACAUGGCAGAUGAUGAGCAAGAGAUUGACCAUGCCGAGAGGGAGCUGCGUCGAGGGCAGAUCCUCUGGUUCAGGGGCCUCAAUCGCAUUCAAACUCAGAUCCAAGUGGUGAAAGCAUUCCGUAGUCCACUUUAUGAUGGCAUUGAGAAGCCGGAAUCCAAGAACUCCAUCCACGACUUCAUGGCACACCCGGAAUUUCUCAUCAAUGACUCGGUCCACAACAUCCCCUUGAUUGACGAGACAGACAUUGAAACCGAAGAAUCAGAGCGCUCAGACUGCAACAACAGCCUCCCCGUUACACUCAACUGCAACAACAACGCCACUGCUGCUGCUGAGAAUGGAGAUCAUCUGACCCCAAAAGAUGCAAGACUACCAGCUGCUUCUCUCUGCCGCCCCGCCAGCCCAUUGCACAACGUGGAGACCUGUUUAUAA